ACAAUAUUUACUGAGAAUUAGACUGUCAGAGAAACAGACCUGUCGAUGGAAGAAGCUUUCUGUAUCUUUAUUAUUCUGCUUGCAUGUACAAUAUUUAUUGUUUUAGUACAUCAGAACAGGUAUGUCUCAUCCAUCAGUGAUGCACUUACAGAGAGUAUACAACACACAGAGACGUGCACUGACCAGAGCUGUGAUCAGUAUGCAUUCGUUUUACGACAAAAUGGGUUCAAAUCACUGGAUUUACAACCACGAUGUGUAUUUCUAGAGAGAAGUGGCAUACCAAUACACAAACACUUAAUAAAACAUUUCAUUUUUGAUUACUGGGAAUUGCACUGUAACGAAGCAGGCAUUAAUAUACCGAAAACCACAAGAAACAAAUGGAAAGACAUAUAUUACACUGAAUCCACCACACAAAAAUCCAACUGGUUACAAUACGGCAGUAGGUAUGGUAGAGAAACUGUUCAAGUGGUCCAUCUGACCACCAUCCUAGCCCGCACUGGUUUGUUCAGCGUGAGUGGUCUACUCGUGGUCUGUCAGGAGGAGUACGACAUCGAUAAAGUGGUUGUGACCGACCGCCAUUCAGCGUUGUGGGGUCUGGUGACAUGGGAGGGAAACCGUCGUUUUGUUCCACGGAAUAUUGAUAACUGGGCGAUCAGAUAUAUUAAAGAGGUUUUCAGAAAACAUGUGCACAACUCCAUAAAACGAAAAAUACAUACGAAACAACUGCAUUUCUUGCUGUGAAAUAAAUUGAAAAAACAUGU
Molecule: messenger RNA, 761 nt
Organism: Magallana angulata
Lineage: Eukaryota; Metazoa; Mollusca; Bivalvia; Ostreida; Ostreidae
Exons: 4
Coding region: 46-741 (231 amino acids)
Source: RefSeq, a predicted model, not a curated record